AUGGCCUGCUGUGCUACUAGCUUCUGUGGCUUUCCCACAUGCUCCACUGGUGGCACCUGUGGCUCCAGCUGCUGCCAGCCCAGCUGCUGCCAGCCCAGCUGCUGCCAGCCCAGCUGUUGCCAGCCCAGCUGCUGCCAGCCCAGCUGCUGUGGCACUGGCAGUGGCCAGGAGGGUGGCAGUGGAGGCGUGAGCUGCCGCGUUAGAUGGUGCCGCCCAGACUGCCGCGUGGAGGGCACCUGCCUGCCCCCCUGCUGCGUGGUGAGCUGCACACCCCCAACCUGCUGCCAGCUGCACCAUGCCCAGGCCUCCUGCUGCCGCCCCUCCUACUGUGGACAGUCCUGUUGCCGUCCAGCCUGCUGCUGCUACUGCUGCCCACCCAGCUGCUCUGAGCCCAGCUGUUGA
Molecule: messenger RNA, 402 nt
Organism: Peromyscus eremicus (cactus mouse)
Lineage: Eukaryota; Metazoa; Chordata; Mammalia; Rodentia; Cricetidae
Product: keratin-associated protein 9-3
Exons: 1
Coding region: 1-402 (133 amino acids)
Cellular component (GO): keratin filament
Source: RefSeq, a predicted model, not a curated record